This is a messenger RNA of Cuscuta campestris, 1909 nucleotides long. The record is from the annotation of a GenBank genome assembly. Lineage: Eukaryota; Viridiplantae; Streptophyta; Magnoliopsida; Solanales; Convolvulaceae.
CAGUAAUUUUUCCCGCUCAAAGCUACAGUAAAAAAGAAUGGUCGAUACGAGGGAGAGCGUACUGGAGAAGCUAGCGUACUGGAGAAGCUUAGCCAUUGUUUUGACUAGGGUUUUCUUAUACUCCGUAUUUUCUUCUUCGCUCCUCCUUAUUCUCUCUCUCUCUGGCUCACUACGUCUGGGUUUAGGGUUUCGAUCGUAACGACAUCUGCAGUGAUUGGAUCUUAGGAGGAAGGCGGUUCAUCGUCACCAUCUCCCCGUUAAGCCAGUACAUAGAUCCGAGGAGAAGAUUUAGUUAGCUGCUUUGGAAGAUUUCAAUAAUUGAAAUUAAUUUUGUGAGUAAUUCUCCUGUAGAAGAAUCUCUGCCACUUCCAAGGUAAGGUCAGUGGGUUCAUUGCUUCGGAGGUGAUAAAGUUUCAUCAAUUUGCGGUUGAAUUUUGUGCAUUAAUUUUAAUAAGUUUUACUUAUUAAACCUAUUAUAAAUCCUCUAAGAACUCCAACACAAGAGACCAGUGAAGAAGAUGAAGUCCUAGACCUCAAUGAAGAACCUCAGGUGCGCUUCUGUUAUUUCUUUGCUUUAAUGCCAAAUCCUAAUGCUUCUGAAAAAUUGUUAUUGCCUCAAUCCAGGAAUUAAGGAGGCUCAACCCCAUGUUUGGCAAACUUAAAUGGGACUGUUUUAGGUAUAUACAUAAUCAUUUUAUUUGACAUUCAUCUUUGUACAUGGUGUAAAAUUUUGUAAAAUAUUUGUUGGCAUCAUGGAGCUUUGAAAUAAUUUCUCUUCACUUUUUUGGUCAAAAGAAGAGAUAGGAGAUUGCAAGUUUUGUAAGUAUAGUCCAUAUUUUUUCUUUAAGUUUAUGUGAAGCACUAUUUAUGACUAACUAUUCUAGGAUGCAGUGAUGAACAAAGAAAACAAUUGUAGACGGUGAUGCAGGGACAGAUAAAACAUAAAGACGGUUGGCCUACAGCUGAUGAAGUUAGAGUGCAAAACCAUGAUAUUGGCUGCUACAUGUCUACAUAGUUGUAUGAACAAAGUAGAAAAAAGUCGAGGAGCUAAAUUCCUUUUUUAAGAAUUUGCUUUACAAUCCAAGAUGUUACCUUUAGAGCAUAAUUGUAACUGCAUAAGAAAUCAUUUGGAAACUCAAAGCGGACUUCAUUGGUCAUGCACUGGCAGCACUGCCUUAAUAAAGGUUGAUGAAUUGGUCAAGCAAACAAAGUUCCCCGGUGCGACAGAUGCAUUCAAAAUAUUUGGGGAAACUCAAAAGGUGCUAUUCCAUUAUGAAAAACACAGUUUUUUUGACAAGAAACUUUUAGCUGUUAAAAAGCCACACUCUAGGGGACAAUACAGUUCUGCUUUCCCUCAGCAACCUACAUUUUUGACAGUCUGUUGAUAUUGAUGGUUUAAAUAUCAGUAUUUUAUAGAAAUGAAAGGCAAAGUCUUGCCGUGCCAAUAGUGGAAAACUAAUUCAUUGCACAUGAGAUAAACACUCCAAGGCAGAAACAAAAUGACACAAAUGUCCCUCAUUGCAAUGCCAAGUUAAAUCCUCAAACGAUUCCUGUGAACCUUACAACGAAGGUUAUACCCGGGGAAGGCAAGAGGAGGGUUAGUGCAGAAAUCAAGAAAUAAGAAAGCCACAAGUGGUCAAAAAGGCGUGAAGCAAAUGUGCACCAAAGGUAACAAGAAAGAAGAAAGCCUCAUGUGGCGUGCAAACUACCUUUGGUUGCUUACUGUCAUAGAGUUUUUUGGGACAUGUACCGCUAUGACUUGGUCAUUUUUAUUUUAACACAUAUUAGUAAGAGGUUUGGUUUCUUUCUUCAUUACUCUGUUAAGGGGGGAUACAUCAGUUUUGUUGCUAAGAAAUCUAUAAGGACCUGGAAACAGAUUAUUUUCUUCAAACAAAAAUAGGUUUCAAAU